AUUUCUCGAUUCUCAAGUAAUCACGUUCAACGAUCAUCAUCAAAUCAUCCUGAAUCUGAAUCAAAAACUACAAAAUGAACAUCCCAUCAGGGCAAUGGAGACUCGACGUGAUGAUGAUGUGCCUUUACCAAAUGGCUCUGUUUUUCUCUGCCCAGCUCGUUUUUGUUAUAUUUCUGGAGUAUAUGCCAAAAACUGCUUGCACCGAAAAAAACUAUUGCUACAAACUCGAGAGCAAAUGUUUGUCGGAUUACGAUGAAAAUAAGCCGAACAUUUGUCUCGUACCAAAUGGUUCAAAAUCUCAAUUUGAUGAAUGUGUGAACGAUAAGAAGUAUUUGUAUUUUGAAUCAGCUCAACAUUAUUAUCAACAAGAUUGCACGUCUUUGACUCACUACUCCGCAUCUACUAAUAUGUAUCUCGGCGUUCUAUUUGCCAAUCUUAUUCUAGGAGUUUUGGCUGACAAACUUGGAAGACGUCCGAUUUUCUUUGCAUCUAUCGCAAUUGGAGUAGUUUCUCUGAUUCUGUCAGCAGCAAUACCAUCUCUCAUUGCAUUCUACAUUUUUCGAUUCACAACUGGAGUUGGUGUGGCUGGUGCACAAAUUGUUGGAUGGUCUUAUGGAUCCGAGAUGAUCUCUGCGAAACGAAGAUUUCAACUGAGGACUUUUUCAAAUUGGGCCAACGCUAGAAUCCUCGUUGUCUUCGUUGCUUUCAUCACGCGUAGAUGGGACACGGCUUCUUAUGUCUGUGCUGCAAUAUCUGCAUUGAUCUUCCCAAUUUUAUGGAAGCUUCCCGAAUCUCCAGUGUUCCUUGAGCAGAAGCAUAGAAUAGAAGAGGCGAAUGAAGCACGAGAACAAUUGGCAGAAUUGUGUGAUAUGGAAUACGAAGAAAAGGAAGCAGCUGCAAUUAAUAAUCUUAAAAAGAUCACAUUUAUGGACUUGUGGAGGAAUGAGAGAUUGAGAACAAACUUUCUGGUUCUAUGUUUUAUGUGGUUCUUCGUAGGAAUGGCAACUUAUAUCACUGAUCUCAACGGUGCGGAUAUGUCUACAAACUUGUACGUUGGACAGUUUCUGUCAGGAUUGCUUUUGACAAUUUCCAAAAUAAUAUUUGGAUUCGCGGAGCCAAGAUUUGAAUGGUUGGGGCGAAGAGCUAUAUUCCUAUUCUCGCAGGGUGUUGCUAUCAUUGCCUACAUACUUAUUCUGGUUGCACUGGUCACUAGUAAUAAGGAAACAACAUGGUAUCUCAUUGUCUAUCUUUGUGCAUAUUCUUUUCAAGCACUAGCAACAGAAACAUGCUACCUCUCAGUUGCGGAACUUAUUCCCACAGAUGUGCGGGUUACUGUAGCAGCUAUUACGAAUAUUUGUCUGAGACUGGGAACAAUUGUGGCUUCACUGACAAAACCACUCAAAUUCUCAUUUGAACCUGGCCUUUUCUUGAUUAAUUUGAUUGUUUGUUCAAUUGGAAUCACAGUUGUCUACUUCUAUCUCGAAGAAUCUAGGAAUGUGAAUCUUCAACAUGUUGGGCAAGAUGAGGAGCCAUCUGCAGAAGAUGAACACUCUAAAGCGAUGCUGAACGACUCUGGGGAGAAAUCAGCUGACGAUUCCGGUGUAGCUUCAACUGACAAUUCAGCACUUGCGACAAGUACCGACAGACGUGAUGAAGCAUCCGAGACGGAACAUUCAAAUACAAAGAGCAGAGUGGCAUGAUUGAGAACUUUUGCAUAAAGUAUAUAAAUUUUUGGUCAUUCAAU
This is a messenger RNA of Caenorhabditis elegans, 1744 nucleotides long. RefSeq names its product Major facilitator superfamily (MFS) profile domain-containing protein (gene ZK892.3). The record is from RefSeq and is marked reviewed. Lineage: Eukaryota; Metazoa; Nematoda; Chromadorea; Rhabditida; Rhabditidae. The transcript has 7 exons. Gene Ontology annotation, cellular component: membrane. The coding region runs from base 75 to 1700 and encodes 541 amino acids. Gene Ontology annotation, molecular function: transmembrane transporter activity. Gene Ontology annotation, biological process: transmembrane transport.